CCCAGGCUCGGUGGUGGCAGUGUCUGAGAGGUCGGAGAGGACGCACCAUGCCGCGGGCUUUCCUGCUGACCCAUCGUCGCUACGAGCUGCCCAGAGGGACGAGUCCUGAGCGAGGAGUGAGUGAAGCAGAUCCUGCAACGAGAGCAGCUUUACCUCCACCAGAAGGAUGCUACCCCCUGCCGACCAGACCCAGCUGCCCACCACUGCCAGUGCCCCCAGCUGAUGUCCCUGAUGACCUCUAUAACCUCACACAGCUGGCUGAAGUUAGCCUUGCUGCGGCGGCAGGCCACAUCUUCAGAUCGUCUCCUCCCAUCAGGGUGGAGAAGCGGGAGCGGGAGGGCGAGUGUCACAGUUGCACAGACUGCGGCAAGAGUUACAGCACCUCCAGCAACCUCGCCAGACACAGGCAGACUCACCGGUCUCUGGCAGACAAGAAGGCUCGCCGCUGUCCUCACUGUGACAAGGUGUAUGUGUCCAUGCCGGCCUUCUCCAUGCAUGUCCGCACGCACAGUCAGGGCUGCAAGUGUUCCUUCUGCGGCAAGUGUUUCUCGCGCCCUUGGCUGCUGCAGGGCCACAUCCGUACCCACACAGGAGAGAAACCAUUCAAAUGUCCAGUGUGCAACAAGGCUUUCGCGGACAAGUCGAACCUGCGCGCGCACGUCCAGACACACUCCAACACCAAGCCCCACGUGUGCUCUCGCUGCGGCAAAGCGUUUGCUCUCAAGUCCUACCUCUACAAGCACGAGGAAUCUUCUUGCAUGAGGCCCAAGUCUGACGAGGAGACGCAGCCUGACUCUGACACAGCGUGCGAUCUCAGCUUCCGCAGCCAGCUGAUGGGCUUGGCUAUCACCGUGUAGACUCCGCCCUUAGAAAGCCCGCAGCCAGCUGAUGGACUUGGCUAUCACCGUGUAGAAUCCGCCGUUGAAAAGCCCGCAGCCAGCUGAUGGGCUUGGCUAUCACCGUGUAGACUUUGCGCUUGGAAAGCCUUGCAGCUCUGCAUCUUGCAGCAGUUAUAAAAUUAUAAAAUGUUUACUGAACAUUGCUGAUGUGCUUCGUAGAAAUGAGUUACUGCUGAACCUCUGGUACGAACUUUUAUAAGGCUUUGGAUUUUCAACCCUACAUCAACUAAUGUUGUAUCGUCCUUAGUAAACACUAUAACUAUGUUCCUUAGAUAUGAUUCCUUAGAUAGGCUUUAAGUAUCGGUGAGGAACCGUAUAUGUUAAUAUUUUUCUCCGUACCAUCCUUUCGUCAAAAGAAAAUAUAAACAAACAGACAAACACAUAUAAAAUCUUAUGUUUCGUUUUUGAAACAUUAUUUGUACAUUAAAACAUUUUAAUUUAAAUCUGUAUGAGUCUCCAGAUAAAUCUUUAUAUAUUAAGACCAUUAACGGUUUUGUAAUCUUUGUAUAUUGUAUAUACUGUAAAUAUAAUUUCAGUUCUCAGUGAAUAAUGAAAUGUCUGGAUACAAUCCUUAUGUGUUUAGAAAGCGUUAAACCGAACCGUAAAAAUUAACUAACACUUAAAUUUAUCUAAGUACCUUAUAAUUCAAAAGGAACUCACUUUAAACAUUUUAAAAAGUAUUGUGUCCGUAGUUAAUUUAAUUUUCACAAACAAAAUGCUUUAGACACACGUUUGUCUGUCAGGUUAAACUCUGUUGUACGCAUCCGAUUCUUAAACUUUUUCUGUAAUUAGGAAAUUUAGUUUUCUAAAAUAUUACUCCAUCAAUAUUUAUUGUGAAAAUUGCUAACGUCUUAAAUGUUGAAGUUAAUAACGAUUUAUUAAGUUCAAAUAGUAGGUCCUUACUAAUCAGGAACAGAGUUCAUACCUGAGGAGAACUUCUGUCCAACAGUUCUACCUGAUUUUUGGGGUUUACGAAAUCUGCUAUACAAAAGAUCAUAGGUCGACAAAACCACUUAAAACAUCUACAGUAGGGAUAACUGUAAUAAAUAACUACCUUAUUCCAUAUAUUAAUUUAAACAAACUCUCCAAUAAUAUAAAGUUUUUUUAUUUUUGUGAGGCCUUUCGUACUCAAUGAGUACAUCUUCG
This is a messenger RNA of Homalodisca vitripennis (glassy-winged sharpshooter), 2045 nucleotides long. RefSeq names its product transcriptional repressor scratch 2-like. The coding region runs from base 48 to 857 and encodes 269 amino acids. Gene Ontology annotation, biological process: regulation of DNA-templated transcription. The record is from RefSeq and is a predicted model, not a curated record. Lineage: Eukaryota; Metazoa; Arthropoda; Insecta; Hemiptera; Cicadellidae. Gene Ontology annotation, molecular function: RNA polymerase II cis-regulatory region sequence-specific DNA binding; DNA-binding transcription factor activity, RNA polymerase II-specific. The transcript has 4 exons.